Molecule: messenger RNA, 2512 nt
Organism: Pungitius pungitius (ninespine stickleback)
Lineage: Eukaryota; Metazoa; Chordata; Actinopteri; Perciformes; Gasterosteidae
Product: protein mono-ADP-ribosyltransferase PARP6-like
Exons: 22
Coding region: 209-2110 (633 amino acids)
Biological process (GO): endoplasmic reticulum unfolded protein response
Cellular component (GO): nuclear envelope; endoplasmic reticulum tubular network; membrane
Molecular function (GO): protein serine/threonine kinase activator activity; NAD+ poly-ADP-ribosyltransferase activity; kinase binding
Source: RefSeq, a predicted model, not a curated record
AGUCAAACGUAAGCUGCCAACCUUCAAACAGGAAUAAUACUUGUUUUUGUUUGUGUCCAUGUUCCAUGUGGACUUUUAAAAAUGUACUCUUAACGCUGUUUGCUCACUUGGAAUAUGUUAAACGUCUAAGUUCUUCCUGAGAAGGAAAGUCACAGUGAAGGAAGCAGACUGUUGGUUGCUUCUGAAAAAGAGCCAAAGAACUAAACAAAUGGAGACGGAGAGCCAGCAGUGGUCAGGGAGCCAAAGUGAUGAGGACAGUGACUCAAAUGAGAAUCUGUGCGGAAUCGCUGAGAGCUGGUCCACGGACCUGACUCACCACCCCCAGCUUGAGACUGACAUGGAAGCGGUCAGGACUUUGUAUUCAGACUCCGCAGCCUCCAUCAGGGAAUAUGGAUCAAUUGACGAUGUGGAUGUUGACUUAAACAUAAAUUCCAACGUUUUGGAUGAGGAAUUGGCCAAGGCCUGGAGCAUUGACCUAUCAGAGCCCAUCGUUAUCCGCCUGAACUUUUCUCCGUCCCAGUAUCUCGACGGACCGGCGCCCUCUGUCAAAGUCUUUCAACCAUCCAACACCCAUAAUUUCAGCCUCAGGAAACAAUUACAGAAUGUUCUCAAAGUCUUCUUGUCUCGCGAGUGGAAACAUCUGACCAAUGAGAACGUUAUUGUCAGACAGAAGAGAAGACACAGCUGGUUCAGGCCAAGUGCAAACAUCAAGAAAUUUCGGGCAAGACUUAGCAUCUGCCUCCCACCGUCCAAGUCCAGUGAGCUACCGGAACCUGCUCUGCACGCCAGGGUCAUUUCGCCAGCGAUGAACCGCUUCACUAAUCACACAACGUCCUACGCCAUCAAGAAUCCCACAGGAGAGCUCUUCACCUACACACCCGGCGGAAAGAGGGUGGCGGUGUCAGCAGUCAAGACAUCCGCACAGCUUAGUACCAAACAGCUGAUGGAGCUGCUUUUCUCCUCCAAGGCCAUAGGGCACUGUAAGACCACCCCACCUCUGCAGCAUGGCUUCUUGGUACAGAUAAUGAGGUACGCUGAGCAGAGACUCCCCACGCUUAACGAAUACUGCGUUGUCUGUGAUGAGCGACAUGUGUUUCAGAAUGGCCCUUUGCUAAAGCCAGCAGUUUGCACCAGGGAGCUUUGUGUGUUCUCCUUUUAUACGCUGGGUGUUAUGGCUGAGGCUACGGAGGAGGUUGCCACCGGUGCAGAGGUGGUUGACCUGCUGGUUGCCAUGUGCAGAGCUGCUCUUCAGUCUUCACGCAAGAGCAUCAUAUUUAAACCGUUCCCCUCUGUUGUUGAUCCGUGCAACCCCAAAACCCUGGCCUUUAGUCCUAAGAGAAAGAGCUACGACAGGAUGCAAAAAGCGCUGGACAGUGUUUUGUUAAUCAGGAGGAUGUCACAGGGACCUUAUUCUGAAAUAAAAAUGCAGAUGGACAAGAUAGACCCUCUGGCUCACCCCUUACUACAGUGGAUUUUAGCAAGCAACAGAUCCCACAUUGUCAAGCUUCCACUGAAUGGGCAACUUAAGUUCAUGCACACACCCCAUCAGUUCCUGUUGAUCAGCAGCCCUCCGUGCAAAGAAGCUCGGUUUCAAACUGCCAAGAAGCUGCACGGCAGCACUUUUGCUUUCCAUGGUUCCCACAUCGAAAACUGGCAUUCUAUUUUGAGAAAUGGACUGAUUAAUGCAUCGCAUACAAAAUUACAGCUUCAUGGAGCUGCAUAUGGAAAAGGAAUCUAUCUUAGCCCCAUCUCAGGCAUAUCAUUUGGAUACUCUGAGAUGGGUAAAGGGCAACACCAAAUGCCAACCAGAGAAGAACUCAUAAAUAAACCCAACCAACCACAGGAGCAGCAAGGGCCAGCCAGGUUUCUGCAAAACAGGAAUCUAAACUGCAUCGCUCUCUGUGAAGUUGUAACUUCAAAAGACCUUCAAAAACACAGGGACAUUUGGGUGUGUCCUGUAUCCGACCAUGUGUGCACGCGUUUCCUCUUUGUGUAUGAGAACGGCCAGGUAGGAGAUGUCCACAUCAACACACAGGAACCCACCAUCCACGAGGACAUCUUACAAUCGAUUGCUAUACACUGUGCCGAGAAUGCUAGAAAUGAUUUAUGAUAUAAACUUCAUGUUGACUGUAUAUUUCACGUUUUUUUUAAACAAACUGGAAAUAAAUUUGUUUCUUUGUGGCUAAACUUGGCUCAAGUGAACAUAAAAAACAAUGCUUUUUGUUGCGUUCAUUAGCUUUUGUUCGAAUGAUUAAGAAACAACAACUAGACAAUACCACCACUAAAUGGAUUUGGGCAUCACCUUCAACUGUGAGAACAUUUGGUGUAUUCUUUCCAACUUUCUUAUUUGCCUUAUAUCAGAAUUUAAAGUCUGGGGUCAUUUAAAUGUGUGUCCGCUCUGCAUUUUACGCAUAUAUUUUGUACAUUUUGUACGAUGCAUUCUUUUUUUAAUAAAAGAUUUGGAAUAUCUAAUUUUGUUAAACAGAUCAAAAAUGUUACUUCUACAGCUCCA